Rhinocladiella mackenziei CBS 650.93 is the source of this 1122-nucleotide messenger RNA. RefSeq lists its product as uncharacterized. Lineage: Eukaryota; Fungi; Ascomycota; Eurotiomycetes; Chaetothyriales; Herpotrichiellaceae. Gene Ontology annotation, molecular function: (3R)-hydroxyacyl-[acyl-carrier-protein] dehydratase activity. The record is from RefSeq and is a predicted model, not a curated record. The coding region runs from base 1 to 1122 and encodes 373 amino acids. The transcript has a single exon. Gene Ontology annotation, cellular component: mitochondrion.
AUGGGCACCUUCAUCCGUCCCGGUUGUUGUCGCAUCUCAUCGGCGAGCUCUGCAAGACUUCGAUUUUCCAGACAUCGCAACUUCUCUUUGUCGACUCGAAAUUCGUCGUCGGUUGAUCCAAGGGCAAUAGCUGAGACGUUUCUCCGCAAGUUCUCCAAGGGCCAGACCUUUGUUCGCAAACAGCUCUUGGACGCCAAUCAACUGCGACUUUUCUCUUUGACUUUGAACAGACCACACCUAUGGCCGAGCUCAGGACGACUAUCCAAGACACUUGAGCAGACGGAGCCUCCUCUCGGAACCCCUAUCCCGCCAGCAUAUCAUCUCAUUUACUUUACGCCCGCCCAACUCCCAGGAAUUUUGGGGCUGGAUGGGACCGAUGCUUCAUUUAACCCGGACGUUCCGUUCACACGGCGAAUGUGGGCAGGAGGAUCAUGUCACUGGCCGGGGGCUGACCCUGAUUCAAGCGCGCGAUCGCUGUUGCGAGUGGGUGAUAUCGUCACCGAAGUAACCAGAGUCUUGAGUUGCGAGCCGAAAGUCAUCCAAAAGACAGGAGAAGAUAUGCUAUUAGUGGGGGUGGAGAAGGAAUUUUUGAACAGCAGAGACGAGUUAUGUGUACUGGAUCGAAGGAACUGGGUGUUCAGAGCCGCACUCGAUCCCUCAAAGCCAACCCCCUUGGUCCCCAAGCCUGCCGAACUGUCACAGGCUGAACUUGAUGAGGCUGCUAAAGGCAAGAUGGUGCGAGAAUACAACCGCGAUGAGGCCACUUUAUUCCGCUUUUCGGCGUUGACAUUCAACGCUCAUCGAAUUCACUACGACAGGCCCUGGGCAACAGGGGUGGAAGGUCACAGGAAUGUGGUUGUCCACGGCCCUAUGAAUUUGAUUGCCAUGUUGGAUCUCUGGCGAGAUGAAACUGUCAGCCAGGGAGUGGGGUCGGCACAGGAUGAUAUCGUGUAUCCGGAGAAGAUCGAAUAUCGAGCGACAAGCCCGGUGUAUGCGAGAGAGGCAUAUCGAGUGAUGAUGGAUGACGCCGCGGUGGGCCAAAAGGAAGCAGAAGUGAGAGUGAUGAGCAACGAUGGCACAACAUGCAUGAAGGGAACGGUGACUGAUUGGUCAUUGACAUAA